GGUCGACCGUGAGCGGAUGUGUUCUUCACGGCUCUGCUUUGCGGCACACGCUUGCGAGAGAAGCGCGUCUGGUUAGCUGCGGGAACCAACGGCACAGAUCAGAGAUGAUUGAGGUGGUUUGUAAUGAUCGUCUGGGGAAGAAGGUUCGAGUCAAAUGCAAUCAGGAGGACACGAUCGGAGACCUGAAGAAGCUGAUCGCAGCUCAGACCGGCACACGGUGGGAGAAGAUCGUGCUCAAGAAAUGGUACACCAUAUUCAAGGACCAUGUGUCGCUGGGAGACUGUAUCCUUCACACGCAACUCACUGUCAGCUCCAGCAAAGGCUUAAAGGAGUACUUCUGAGUGUGUUUCUUCAUC
Molecule: messenger RNA, 356 nt
Organism: Sinocyclocheilus grahami
Lineage: Eukaryota; Metazoa; Chordata; Actinopteri; Cypriniformes; Cyprinidae
Gene: ubl5
Product: ubiquitin like 5
Exons: 4
Coding region: 105-341 (78 amino acids)
Biological process (GO): protein modification process
Source: RefSeq, a predicted model, not a curated record